AAGUUCUAUCGCAGGCUUUUUCUUGUUGAUUUUUCUCACUACAGAUUCGAACUAUAUAUUGUGGCCAUCAUUCGUGUUUUCUCUCUACGAUAAGAUUUUUAUUGAUUUUGUUUUUCAUAGCUAGCUCGUGAGUAAAAAAAAGCAAAAGUGAAAAUUUCGAAGGUUAAUUCUUUGUCAUCAAGAAGAUAGGACAAAAUGUCGGGGAUUAUGGAAUACAACGGUUCAGCCGUUGUGGCAAUGACAGGGAAAAACUGCGUUGCGAUAGCGACAGACAAACGACUUGGCGUGCGACAGCUGACAACAGUCUCUUGUACUAUAGAUUUUUUAGCAUUAAUUUAUUACGAAUUCUCUAAUCUCGAGAAGAAGCGACCCUCAUGUGAGCACAAAAAUGACAUUGCAACUCAAUCAUGUAGUACCACACGAUUCAUUCAGUGUAUUAGACAGGGAUUCUGCUACCUCCUGGACCAACACAGGCAACUUUCCAAAGGCGUUUCAGCUAACCGAUCAGUGUUUUAUGGGCCUCUCCGGGUUCGCGACAGAUGUGCAAACAGUAUCGCAGCUUAUGAAAUUCAAGAUGAAACUCUACCAGCUUCGAGAGGACCGAUCAAUGCAGACCGAAACGAUCAUGAACCUCAUCUCGACAACGAUGUAUUUCAAUUUUUUUGGAGGAUGAAAGUCUGUGUACUAUAGCCACAAGUAGAGGCGUUUAACCAACAAAAUGAAAUCCUUAUGGUACAGAUAGUUAGUAGUAAGUAGUUAAAACAAUGUGAAUAACAAAAGCAGUUUUGUUAUUGGCAUGAAGAUCAAAUUGGAAAGACAAAGAUCACCCCGCUUGUCAGGUACGAGCGAAGGUUCGGACCGUAUUUCGUAGAACCAGUGGUCGCCGGUUUGGAUGCAGAUAACAAUCCAAGAAUCUGCAGCUACGAUUUCAUAGGCGCACAGUCAAUAUCGUAUUAAUUUUGAAUUUGGUUUUUUCUACUCGGUGGUAGACUCAUUUUUCAAUUGAGUUCUUUCUUGGUUUUCAACUUUAUUAAGUUUUUACUCUACUUGUCCCACUGUUGGGCACGUCACACUAUUCAUGAUUUUGAUCCUUGUAGGGACCUUUCCCGCAAAUCAAAACAGGCACGAUUUCACCUGCGCCGGGACAACAUCAGACCAAUUGAUGGGUGUAUGUGAGAGCUUUUGGAAACCCGAUAUGGACCCAGAGCAGUUGUUUGAGACUAUCUCUCAGUGCUUGCUCUCAGCCGUAGACAGGGACUGCUUGGCAGGGUACUUUCGUCAUUUUCAACUUAUUCAUUGUUUUACCUCAGAUCGUAAUGUUGUAGCAAUUCAAAAUCGCAAUAACUCUCUUCUGUUAAUAGAAACGGGGUGAUCCGAAGAACAUCAACAUUUUGGAUUUCCUUUCAUCUUGUUAAUUCAGAUUCAUAUUGUAUUUGCUUCUUUCUCCGUAAUCUCAGGUGGGGUGGCAUUGUGCACGUAAUCACACCCGACGGCGUGCGAACGCGAUCACUCAAGGGACGCAUGGACUAAACCACAACGUGUCGAUUACACCAAUAUUCCCACCCCUCCCAAUGGCAUUUCCCCACGUAUACUUUUUAGAAGCCACGGGUACUACUGCAUGUUGCCUUGUUUGUCCCCACGAACGGCUAAGUAAUGUGGCAUCCGCUGUUGAUCCUUGUAUGAAAGUAUGGCCCGUCGUUCUAGUGGACAGAGGUGAAGAUGGGUUCGGACCGACUACAACGCGAUUGUAAGGGAACUGAGAGUCAAUUCCCCCUUUGACUCGCGCACUUCCUUGCGACACAUGGCCACCUUAGAAAAGACACUGUCGUACUGAAUGAUGACUCCUCAAGCCCGACUAUGGACAUGACACUGGCGCGCAAUGUGUUAUCUCAUACAAUCGUGUGACAAAGUACCUGGUGCUCAAGCACACGCCUAUAUUACCCCACACACGAUUUUUGUAAACAGUGUCCCACAAACACAAUUUUGAGAAGUCAAGCUGUUCAACAACAUGCGAUUGGGGUCGCGGGAAUAAUUAUCUAGAAGAGAUGUGGGAGACUCCAAUCCCAAUGGGAGUUAUUUAGAAGAGAUUUUUCCAAAGGGAGUGAUUCAGAGUAUAUUAUAUAUAUGGAUGGAUACCGCUGCAGAGAGACGUGAGCACAGUACCCUAAAAGUGCAGAGAGUAGAGCAAAGAAGGCAACUAGUGUAGGGAAAAA
Amoebophrya sp. A25 is the source of this 2213-nucleotide messenger RNA. NCBI's taxonomy places the organism in Eukaryota, Dinophyceae, Syndiniales, Amoebophryaceae. The record is from the annotation of a GenBank genome assembly.